Messenger RNA from Culex quinquefasciatus (southern house mosquito), 2529 nucleotides. RefSeq lists its product as uncharacterized. The coding region runs from base 1 to 2529 and encodes 842 amino acids. NCBI's taxonomy places the organism in Eukaryota, Metazoa, Arthropoda, Insecta, Diptera, Culicidae. The transcript has a single exon. The record is from RefSeq and is a predicted model, not a curated record.
AUGCCCCCGAAGGUGACGCCGAAGAAGGACGGGCCGCAGCAGCAGCCGGAUCUCACGGCGAUUCUGGCGCAGCUCACCGCCUACUUGGAGAACCAGUCCAAAACACAGGAGGCUCUCCUUGAGCAGCUCUCCAAGCCGAAGGACAACGAGUUCCUGAUGGAAGCACUUUCCAACACCAUCCCGGAAUUUGUUUACGAUCCCCAAAGCGGACUGGUUUUCGACAAGUGGUACUCCCGGCACGAGGAGGCCUUCAACAAGGGCGGGGAGAAGCUGGAGGAAGCGGACAAAGUGCGGCUGCUCGUGCGAAAGCUGUCCUCGGUGGAUCACGACCGCUACGUGAACUACAUCCUACCGGAGAACCCACCGGACAGAUCGUUCCAGGACACGGUGGACACGCUUAAGGAGAUGUUCGGGCACCAAACGUCCGUGUUCUUCCGGCGCUACCAGUGUCUGCAGACGACCAAGCGGAAUGCGGAGGAUUUCGUCACGUACGCCAGUACCGUCAACCGAGCGUGCGAGGAUUUCAACAUCCGGACGAUUACCUCCGACCAGUUCAAGUGCCUGGUGUUUGUCGCUGGUCUGCAGUCGGAGCGGUACAAGGACAUCCGGACCCGGUUGCUGGCGAAAAUGGAAGGCGAGACGGCGGAGCACCCGAUGACUCUCAAGAAGCUGUUAUUGGAGUGCCAGCAUUUGGACAACCUCAAACACGACACUGCUGUUAUUGAGGGUCCGAAGCCGGCCGUCAAAGCGGUCCAGCAGGAUCGCAGCGGCUUUCGCGAGUCGGGCAAACCGGAACGGAAGUUCGACAACAGGAAUCCGGCCAAGGCAACCCCACGACGUCCGUGCUGGCAGUGCGGGCAGAUGCACUUUGUUGCAGACUGCUCGUACACGAAACACACCUGCAAGACGUGCGGCAAAGUGGGACACAAGGAAGGAUACUGUGCUUGCUGCUCCAAACCCUCCGGUUCCGGAGAAGGUGCAUCACACACAGCACCCGGAGGCGGCAAGAAGAAGCACAAAAAGAAGCGGGCCGACGGCGGGGGAAACUCAAACGGAGUGUACGCUGUUAACAAGGAAGGUGUCGUCGGACGGCGCAAGUUCGUGGAAGUUCUGAUCAACAACGAACCGAUCGAACUCCAGCUCGACUGCGGAUCGGACUAUACCAUCAUCUCGACGGAUUCCCUUCCCCUGCUCGGCAACCCAGAAACCAUUCCGACGGAACUGCGGGUGGCCACAGCCUCAGGCAAACCCCUUCCGCUGGAAUUGGAGUUCGAGUGUGACGUCACGUUCCGCGGGACCACCAAGCGUUCCGUGUGCUACGUCACUCCUGUGCGCGGUUUCAAGGUUCUUGGGAGCGACCUGAUGGAAGCUUUCGGGCUGUACGACAUUCCGAUCAACGACUUCUGCAAGCAACUCACAACUGCGGAGGACGCUUUGGCGUGUGGUGCCGCGCUGAAGGCGAAAUUUCCGGCGGUGUUCCAGGAAGGACUCGGACGGUGCACGAAAACGAAGAUCCAGCUGUUCCUGAUCGACGGGGCGAAGCCGGUCUUCAAGCCUAAGCGGCCAGUGCCGUUCCACUCGCAGCGGCUGGUCGAGAAGGAGCUCAACCGAUUGCAGAACAUGGGAGUGCUGGAGCCGGUCGACUACUCGGACUGGGCGGCACCCAUCGUGGCAGUUCGGAAGGCGCAGCGCGACGCAGACGGAGAUCCGGUGGUCCGCAUUUGCGCGGAUUACUCGACCGGAUUGAACGCUAUGCUGGAGGCGAACAAGUACCCUCUCCCUACCCCCGACGACAUCUUCGCAAAGCUGGCUGGCAGCAAGUUCUUCAGCGUGAUUGACCUGUCGGACGCUUAUCUGCAGAUGGAGGUAGAGGAGGAGUCGCAGAAGCUGUUGACUAUGAACACACACAAGGGGCUGUUCAAGGUAAAGCGUCUGCCGCCGGGAGUGAAACCCACUCCUGGAGCCUUCCAGAAGGUCGUUGACAACAUGCUCGCCGGCCAGGAAGGAGCGGCGUCGUUCCUCGACGACGUGCUGGUGUUCGGCCGAACGCGCGCUGAGCACGACCGGAACUUGGAGCAAACGCUGCAGCGGAUCCAAGAUUUUGGUUUCCGGCUCAAGAUCGAGAAGUGCAAGUUCUACAUGACGGAGGUGAAGUACCUGGGCCACAUCAUCAACCAAAACGGAAUCCGCACCGACCCGGGGAAAGUGUCUGCCAUCUCGCAGAUGCCACCGCCGAAGAACCUCACCGAGCUGCGUUCGUUCUUGGGCGCGGUCAACUACUACGCGAAGUUCAUCAAGGAGAUGCACCAGCUGCGUAGGCCACUCGAUCUGCUGCUGAAGAAGGACGCAAAGUGGGCCUGGUCGGACGACUGCCAACGAUCGUUCGAGCGCUUCAAGGAGUUGCUCAAGUCUGACCUGAUGCUGACCCACUACAACCCGACGUUGGACAUUAUCGUGGCCGCUGACGCUUCGCAAACCGGAAUAGGCGCCACAAUCCGACAUCGUUUCCUGACGGUUCGGAGAAGAUAA